This is a messenger RNA of Pipra filicauda (Wire-tailed manakin), 1872 nucleotides long. RefSeq names its product ovalbumin-related protein Y-like. Gene Ontology annotation, biological process: negative regulation of endopeptidase activity. The coding region runs from base 25 to 1191 and encodes 388 amino acids. The transcript is spliced from 7 exons. Gene Ontology annotation, molecular function: serine-type endopeptidase inhibitor activity. NCBI's taxonomy places the organism in Eukaryota, Metazoa, Chordata, Aves, Passeriformes, Pipridae. The record is from RefSeq and is a predicted model, not a curated record.
GCUUCAAACAAUCCAGGUUUCACAAUGGGCUCCAUCAGUGCAGCAAAUGCGGAAUUUUGUUUUGAUGUAUACAAAGAGCUGACGGUUCACCAUGCCAAUGACAACAUCAUCUUUUCCUCCCUGAGUCUGAUUUCAACCCUGUCCAUGCUGUAUCUGGGAGCAAGAGGUAACACUCAAUCUCAGAUGGAGAAGGUUCUUCACUUUGAUAAUGUUACAGGAGAUAGAGACAGUACUGACUCCCAGUGUGGCCCUUCUGAACACAUCCACGGUACAUUGAAGGAUCUUCUCUUAGACGUCACCAGGCAAAAUGCUACAUACUCUCUCAGGAUUGCUGACAGAAUCUAUAUUGACAAAACAUACCCUGUUCUUCAGGAAUACUUAAAGUGUGCAAAGAAAUUCUACAAAGCAGAGUUGGAAGAAGUUAACUUCAAAACAGCUGCAGAGGAAGCAAGACAGCUCAUUAACUCCUGGGUGGAGAAAGAGACAAAUGGACGGAUUCAAGAUUUGAUUGUGCCAGACGCUGUUGGUCUCGAUACUGCGCUGGUCUUUGUGAAUGCCAUUUACUUCAAAGGGAUCUGGAAAACCGCGUUUAGAGAAGAAGACACUCGGGAAGUGCCCUUCAAUGUGACAGAGCAAGAGAGCAGACCUGUGCAAAUGAUGUUUCAGAAUGGUACCUUCAAAGUGGGAAGAGUGGCUGCAGAGAAAAUGAAGAUCCUGGAGCUUCCAUAUGCCAGCGGAGAGCUGAGCCUGUUGGUGCUGUUGCCUGAUGACAUCUCUGGUUUGGAACAGCUCGAGAACAAAAUCAGCUAUGAAAGACUCAUGAAGUGGACCAGUCCCAGUGUGAUGGAGCAGAAGAGGGUGAAAGUGUACCUCCCACGCAUGAAGGUUGAGAAAAAAUAUAACCUCACAUCUGUCUUAACAGCCUUGGGUAUGACCGACCUGUUCAGCCCCUCGGCCAAUCUCUCUGGCAUCUCUUCAGCAGAGAGCCUGAAGGUAUCUGAGGCCGUCCAUGAGGCGUACAUGGAAGUCACUGAGGAGGGCACUGAGGUGACUGGCUCAGCUGUUGUGAAAGGAGAUAUUCAAGAAUCCUCUGAGUUUGAAGAGUUUAGGGCUGACCACCCAUUCCUUUUCUUGAUCAGACACAAUCCAAGCGACCUGAUCCUCUUCUUUGGUAGAUAUUGUUCUCCUUAAAGAGAAAAAGAGCUGGAAAUAAUGCUUGCCUUCCCCUCAGAAACAACCCCCCUUUACUCUAGUAUUGUAGUAUAAUCUCAUCUCUGCACUACUUUCUCUAAGUGGAAAGCUUUCAAUAUCUAGUAAGAUAUUCUGGAAGAAGUGUGUGACUUUUCAGAUCUUUAGGUGCAGGUAUUUCUGCUUACACAAGUUAUACUCAGGAUUUAUGUCCAGGAUUAAGCAAGAAUUUUGUGAGGUAGCUUAAAAGUAUUUCCUAUUGUCAUUGAAUAACUCGAGAGACAGGGCUAGUGUUUUGAUUUUUGUGAAAAUAUCUGACACUGAUAUUGAGAAUCUGGUUUUCCUAUAGGAGUUCUCCAAAAUAAACACAGCUUUCAGAAUAAUCUUGUUCCUUUCUGUUGAACUUGUUGAACUGAUGCCUGGACAACUUGCAGAUGAAAUUCUUAACUUCAGCAAAGCAUUCUUCUUCCAGGAAUGCAUUUGUGCUAAUUUGUGCUGCAUGUACUGUAAAGAUAGGUGUCUUGUUCUGAGAGAGUAUACAGAAAGUUUACCAUUUCUUCAUAAAUCAUCAAAUUCAAAUACAACAUCUUCCUGACUUUUUUUUCCCAUCUUCAUUCCUGUGACAUGUCAUUGAUUUUGUGAAUGUUAAUUCAUGGUCCUUCUAUUUAUUCUAAUAAAAGCAUU